AUGACAUUAGGAUAUAGCCCCGGAACCGGGGAUGAGAAUGAUUGCGCGGACACCACUCUGCGUCGAUUGACCGAAGUGACAAGUGGCACGGCAUUUGCAGCACAAUUUGUGGUUGAUUGGCAGUCAAGCGACUUUAGCAGAUUUCCUAGUGAGUAUGCAUCGUCUCUCGCAGCAGCGAUCAAAGUUCCCUUCGAGGACCCAGUCACUACCUCACCAAGCACGACUAGUACAAAUUUUGUACCUCCCUUCACGAACCCAAACAACGAAGACCCCGACGCUGCUAUGAGUCCCGGCGCCAUAGCUGGCAUAGCCGUCGGUAUUAGCGCGUUCCUCAUAUUCAGUAUCGUACUGCUCCUGUAUCUCCGGCGAAGGAUGAAACAGAAGCAGCAACAGCGUCUUCAGCAUUCAGACAUGUGGGAGAUGGAAGGGAGUUCAAGAGGAUUGAAGCACUUCCUGGAUAUGGCCCUGAUUGAAACAUUGACUGCUGACGACUCGGCCACUUGGAGCGUGUGGCAUCCAGUCGGCGCUCCUGCACUGCCUACAAUCUUCACCCAACCAUCAUCUAUUUGUUCAUCUAAAUGGAUACAAAAUCCUCUUACCUCUAACGAAGUCAUCAGUGGCUUCAUAUACUAUUCCACAGCUACAGAUCGCCGCGAAUAUUAUGGUAGCCUUCUGUCACCAAACUACUAUGCCAGCUGCCAUCCAUUGCGCCAAGCAGAGCCAAUAGCAUAUAGUCCCGGGUUGUGUACAGCUGAUCAAACUAUGCUCGCUAUAAGAGAGUUCCAUUAUCAGACUUCACGUUUAUGGAUGGGAAUUUGUUGUGAUUAUCCCAUGACACUCGUUUCCGGCAAGAACCGCUGUGAACAGAGUAUUACCAGCCCAGUGACAGCGCUCACAAAUUUUACGACUACCUUGCUGAACCAGAACAACACGAUUGUUACAAUAUCCGCCAUUGAUGUCGUGGAAAGAUUGUGUGUAGAGUCAGAUGGUAGUGCGGUUUGCCCGAAUUCCACGACUCUGAAGCGAACGACGGAAAUGACAUCUGGUACCAUGAUUGCGCCUCCAUUUGCCGUGUGGUGGGAAUCGACCGACCUAUCGAGCUUCCCUAGCUUGUACGCGUCGGGCCUCGCAUCGUUACUCAACAUCUCCUUCGGAACUACAGCUAGUAUCUCGUCAAACGAUACUCCUCCAAUAUUCCCACCUCCAAAUACAAAUUCAGAUAAAGAGAACUCCGCCUUGAGUCCUGGCGCGAUAGCUGGUAUAGCCGUUGGUGUAGGCGCGUUCGUCAUAAUCGGUAUCGUCUUCCUCCUGUAUAUCUUGAGAAGACGCAAGCAGCAAAGACAACGCCUCCAGCAUCGGAAUGAACCGGAGAUGGAGGGUAGUCCAGGAGAAUUUAAGAGCUUUACUGGCGGAAAUUGGAGAGCUGAGACGGACGGGACUACGGGGCUGGUGGAGACGGAUGGGACUACGGGGCCGGUGGAGGUGGAUGAGGAAUCGAGAGCUCAACCUGAACUCUCUGUUUUGCUUCCCACCUCAGCCUCGAACAAAAUUUCAACAAUGGCCUAUCCCUAUGUUCCUCGUGCCAGCGUCUACCGCCCAUCGUACGGUGACGUACUGCCACAGACACCAACAGCUAAUCAACCCAAUUACAACGCAGAGGUGAACCGCAUUCCUAUCAACCCCCGCCGUCACACCGCCUCAAAUAUAACUUCAUCCCAACAUCACCAACAAGACUCUCACCUACACCCCCUUAUCUACCGCACAACGCGCGCCUACGACCUCGUCAUAAAUUACGCUCGCGACUCUAAUGGCGGUACCCGCUGGUCGAACGAGGAUAUCGACGAUAUCAAGCAUGUUGGGAGAUAUCUACAUCGCGACGUGCGUGACUUAAAAUACUGGAAAGAAUUGGUUGCAAACGGGGGUGACAUGGAUGAGGGCACUGCGAGGAGGAUGUGGGACGAUGAAGAGAGGUUGAAGAAGUACUGCGAGCGGGUUCUGGAUGUGAUUAGGGAUACUGAAAAGGUCCCGUUUAUGCAGCGUAUGACACGCCAUGAGGAGAUACCAGCUGGUGAGGAGAUGGAAGAAGGUCCUAGGGGGAGCGAGUAUGAUGUUGAGGAUGGCCGCAACGGUCUCGGCGGAAGGACGAUCAAGGAGGAAAGCGUGGACGGUUCAAGACGGAGAAGUCGGAGAGUCCAUUCCGAAAAUAUGCUGCUGGUCGAACGCGCUGAGAUGCCUACGUCGACUUUCGAUACAGCGGCGAUAAUGGAAGGGGAGGAGACGAGCUACCGGCCUAGUAUGCUUUACAGCGUGCUCCCUACUGUUGUAUCGAACCACCUUCCGACGAUACCUUCACUCCGACAAUCUCUCAACGAUGUACGAAAUCGUGGCUCACACAGCAAGUCAGCCUCUGUCGAUGAACUGCCACAACCCGAGACGCCUCCGCCAGGCUACUCGUCGAUACCACCAAGCGGCUCUAUCACACCACAUAGACUCUCUGUUGCGCUGGGUGAAGCAGAUGCUGCUUUCGUGGACGACGCGGAGGAUAGGCCAGGGUCUUCAGGAAGCGCACUGCCACAACUAUAUCGCGCUCAAGAGACGAGCACUGGGAUUAGGUGGAGUUAUGCUUCCUUAGGAACAAGCCUCAUGGCUCAAGCAUCCCGAGAAUCCAGCGAAUUCAUUAGUACCUCUGACGAAACAUCCGCGACGCUCACCCGCCAACUCUACGUGCAUGGCGUAACAUAUCUACUGCGAGGGCUGCCAUCGAAGCUUACACCAGAAGAGACAUCGAGCAUCCAGGCCGCCCUUCCACAAGACCUCGUGGAGACAAGGCUUACCGCAGACACGCACGCCUUACUCGCCGUCUCCCAACAUACUGCAGCCACCCACCGUGCACCACCUCGCGACCCCACGAUUCUGCACCGGCUGACUGCGACCCUCGUCUUGCAAUCCUUCAUCCUUAUGCAGUUCCUGCUGCCAUAUAUCAAGUUAUUCCUCUCGCAUACCUACCAGUUCGAGCGGAAACACCAGAUCACAAAACGGCUGGUCAAUACGAGCGUUGCGACCGUCGAUGACAUUGGGCGGAAGACACUGAGGCUAAGCCAGACGGUAUGCCAAAUGAACGAUGGUAUGGUUGGUCAGGUGAUUAACGAGGUGGCUGUUUGGACUCUCCGCACGCCCCUCACCCACAACUCGAGCGUCCUGAGGAUACCACUGCAAUCAGCGCGCCUUCAGAAUGUCUCGUUCGCCGGCUUCCACAACAGCGCCACAAGGUGGCAACAAGAGGCUCAAGAGGCACAACAGAGCAUCGAGGAGGAUGGCCCCGUCACAGAGUUCAAGGAAUUGGCCACACGCGGACUCGUUCAUCCCAACCUCAUCAGAACUAUCACGAACCAGAUGAAGCUCACGACCAUGACGGACGUGCAGACCAGGACCAUCAACGAAGCCCUGAGCGGGGUUGACAUCAUCGCACAAGCAAAGACCGGUACCGGUAAAACGCUCGGUUUCCUCGUCCCCGUCAUCCAACGAAUCAUUGCAAACGCCCCCGAGCUCGGCGAGAAGCCCAGAGGAUACAAGCGUGCAAGACCCGAUGACAUUCGGGCCAUUGUCAUCUCACCUACCCGAGAACUUGCAGAGCAGAUCGCUGUCGAGGCUAAGAAGGUAACUUCCGGUACCGGCAUUGUCACACAAGUUGCAGUCGGUGGCACUCAGAAGAGGGCUAUGCUUCAGAAGACACAGCGUGAAGGAUGCCACCUGAUGAUUGCGACUCCCGGACGACUUUUCGACAUUCUUUCAGAUCCAUACUCUGGCGUCAAGGCCCCCAAAUUGAAUGCACUGGUCAUGGACGAGGCCGACCGCCUGAUGGAUGACGGGUUCUCCAAGGAGAUUGACGAGAUCAAGAACUUCCUGCCCGAUCCAGCUGAAGUCGAACGCCAAAACCUCAUGUUCUCUGCUACUAUUCCCCGCGAGGUUGUCGGCCUUGUCCGCGCGACCAUGCGACCCGGCUUCCACUUCGCAAAGUGUGUGGAUGAGAAUGAAGAACCAACGCACCAGCGUAUCCCGCAAAAAUACGUUAACCUCGCCGGUUUCGAGAACAUCAUGCCUGCACUGUACGAGCUCGUUCUGCAGGAGCAACAGAAAGCCCAAUCUGGCGACAGCCGGCCAUUCAAGGCCAUUGUCUACUUCAACAGCACCGCUGAAGUCACAUUGGCAGCAUCGGUUUUCUACAAGCUCGGUGGCGGUUUCAAGCGCAACACCCCUCUGUCCGGCCUCCGCGCCUAUGAGAUCCACGCCAAGCUCACCCAAGCGCAACGUACGAGGGCAGCAGAUGACUUCCGCUUCGCCAAGUCCGGCAUUCUCUUCUCCUCUGAUGUAACAGCUCGUGGCAUGGACUUCCCCGAGGUUACUCACGUCAUCCAAAUUGGUCUUCCUCGUGAACGCGACUCCUACAUUCACCGUCUCGGUCGCACAGGCCGUGCCGGAAAGGAAGGUGAGGGCUGGCUCUUCCUAACGCCUUUCGAGAGGAACGAGGUCCGCCGUCGUCUCAACAACCUUCCCCUCCAAGAUGGAACCCACACGCUCGAGACUGCGACGAUUGAUAUGACACAAGCAGCUGAGAUGCCCGAGGACGUUGCGAAGAUUCUAUCUGACACUGUCGAGGCACACAAGAAGGUCUACCCUGACCAACUUGACGCCGCAUUCCGUGGCCUCUUUGGAAGCUUUCAGUGGUACGGUGACAAGCAGGGUCUGCUGGAAGGUGCGAACCGUCUAGCAGAGUUUGGUUGGGGUAUGCCUUCGCCACCACCACCGCCUGCUAGCCUCCACAUGGGAGGCCGUGGACGUGGCGGCGGCGGCCGAAGCGGUGGUCGUGGCGGAUUUGGAGGUGGCUUCGGUGGUGACAGGGGCGGUGACAGGAGAGGCGGUGGCGGAUACGACCGUAGUUCGUACGGUGCUGAACGUAGUGGCCGAAGCGGAGGAUUCGGUGGCAACCGAGGUGGUGACCGUGGCGGCUUCGGCGGCGACAGGAGAGGAAGUGGUGGUUUUGGGGGUGACCGGAGAGGCGGCGGUGGCUUCGGUGGUGACAGGGGCGGUGACAGGAGAGGAGGAGGCGGGUUUGGUGGUGACCGACCAAGGAGGGAGCCAGCUUCACCCUUUUAG
Messenger RNA from Alternaria burnsii, 5154 nucleotides. Its product is annotated as dead-domain-containing protein. The record is from RefSeq and is a predicted model, not a curated record. The transcript has 10 exons. Lineage: Eukaryota; Fungi; Ascomycota; Dothideomycetes; Pleosporales; Pleosporaceae. The coding region runs from base 1 to 5154 and encodes 1717 amino acids. Gene Ontology annotation, cellular component: mitochondrion. Gene Ontology annotation, molecular function: ATP binding; nucleic acid binding.